Messenger RNA from Drosophila sulfurigaster albostrigata, 3475 nucleotides. RefSeq names its product SPARC-related modular calcium-binding protein 1 (gene magu). The transcript is spliced from 10 exons. NCBI's taxonomy places the organism in Eukaryota, Metazoa, Arthropoda, Insecta, Diptera, Drosophilidae. Gene Ontology annotation, biological process: extracellular matrix organization. The record is from RefSeq and is a predicted model, not a curated record. Gene Ontology annotation, molecular function: protein binding; heparin binding; extracellular matrix binding. Gene Ontology annotation, cellular component: basement membrane. Bases 573 to 2567 code for a protein of 664 amino acids.
CUGGGGUCUCAGUCGUAUUUGAAACUUGGCGACGCACGGUUUACUUUUCAGUUUUUCAGUUUUCACUCAAUCCAAUCGCUGCCGAGUGUGCCAAGUGUGCGAGUGCAAGUGUGUGUGCUGUAUAUAAAUUGUUGCGAAUAAACAAACAAACAUCAGCAGCAACAACAAGAGCAACAACAAUCAUAAGUUCAUAUCAAGCAAAGCAUUCAUUAUACUUGCUUAUAAACAAAAAUCCCACUCACUGCUAGAUCGAUACACAUACUAUAUAGUACAUACUAUAUAUCCACAUCUCUAGCUAUACUCAAAACUGGCCAAAAGUCACUAAAAAUAGCCGCGGAAAUCGAUAAAUAAAUAAAGAAGAGUACACAAUUUCUACCACACCUCAGAAAGUUCCUUCUCCUCCCCAAAAAAAACCCAAAAGAAACGAAAUUUUAAUUGCGACUUGGUGAAAAGAAAUAAACUGAAACAAGAGCAAAGAAUAAUGCAAAUAAUGUUACGCCAAUAAUUCGCGACAAUUAAUAAUUGACACAAGCAACAAUUAAGCAAUACUCACAGCUAUUGACAAUAUUAAAAUGUUAGCAAGAUGUUCACCCAUUGCCCUGCUCCUGGUGCUUCUGAUGGUGCUCCAGCUGGCAGACGGCGAAAGGAGUCGAGAGUUUCGCCAUAAUCAACAGUCACAAUCACAGUCACCGCCACCACAAUCCCAAUCGCAGUCGCAGGCGUUGUCGCUGUCGCUCUCGGAAUGCGCCGCCAAGCAGGGGGAGUGCGACGACAGCGAGGGUCCCGUUUGUGGCACCGAUGAUCAGACCUAUCCCACGAGGUGUCACCUGCAGCGGGUCCAGUGCAGCGGUCACCAGGUCAGCCUCAAGCAUCGCGGCAACUGCAAGGGCUGCCUAGCUGCGCUGCAGUACGCUGUCCGGGAGAGCGUCCGCAAGCCGAAAAUCUUCCUGCCCCGGUGUCGCAGCGAUGGCAACUAUGCGGCGGUGCAGUGUCUGACCGGCACGGGAUGCUGGUGCAGCGACAGCAAUGGGCAUCCCAUCAAGGAUACUUCGAGGCGUCGGGGCAAGCCCAAGUGCGGACAGUAUAAGAGGAAUAAUCGCCGCCGGUCGCCGCCACGCCCCGAUAUGGAUGCGGCCAAUAGCAGCGAGGGAGGCGGAUCGGGACAUCGGAGUUGCAGUAAAACGGAUCGCAUGGCAUUCAACAAUCAUCUAAUCGAAGUGUUUCGCAGUGAAAUGCUGCGCAUUGGCAAAUUGACAGCGGCCAGCGAUGCCGCUGUGUUGGAUUGGAAGUUUACGCAGUUGGAUGGGAGUCGCAAUCAGUUGCUGGACAGGCAAGAAGUGCGUGAGCUGAAGAAGCUCUUGAAGCGGGCGGUGAAGCCCAGACGAUGUGGACGUGCCUUUGGCAAGUACUGCGAUGUCAACAGAGACGAUAGCCUGUCGCGCCUGGAGUGGAGCAACUGCCUGGCCAAAGAUGCCAGCCAACGUAAAACGACAGUUAACACACUGAACAGCAGCUCAACAUCCAGCUUGAGCCCUCCUCGUCGCACACACUACACAGAUCUCAACAUUCAUCACACAAACACCCAUCAAGAUCAUACGAAUACCAAUAUUAUUGGAACCAUCAGCAGCAGCAGCAGCAAUAGCAACAACAAUCGUGGUGGUGGCGGUGGCGUUAACCAACUCAGUGUCCAUCAUCCGAAUGAUUUUGGCAACGAGAGUGAGGAGCACGAGGAUGAUUAUAUUGGCGAGGAUGAGGAUGAGAGCAUGUCACAUUCAAGCACAUCCCCAGUGGGAUAUCCCAAGUCAUUUAAUUCGCUUGGCAAGCUUUCAAAGGGCAAAAUCGAAUCUAUUCUAAUGGACCUCUCCUCCACAGUUCUGAAUCCCAAGGAUGAGACAGCGAACAAUGAGAGCGAAGGAGAGGCCAAUUGCUGGACGGAUCAGGAGCUGGCACGCGAGGAACAGCGCCAUGGCGGCAAUAGCUCCUUCUAUGUGCCCGAGUGCAUGGCCGAUGGUCGCUAUAAGCGUGUCCAGUGCUACAGCUCCAUCUGCUGGUGUGUCAAUGAGGAAACGGGCAAGAGUAUAACGGGAACCUUUGGCCAAAAGCGACCGCAAUGCGAUGAAGUGACCGCUGUGCGACCCAUGAAGGGUUGCACGGGACCACGAAAGACGCAGUUCCUCAAGGAGCUGAAAGAGUUUCUCAACACAAAAGUGCUGCCCAGCAGUAAUACAGGCCGUGACUCGACCUUGUGGAAGUCGGAAGAUGAACGCAUUGCCACGCUGAGUUUUGUGUUUUUGGACAAGAACAAGAACAAGUCGUGGGAGCGCAAGGAAUGGAAGGUCUUCCGAGAUCUGGUCACCAGCGCCAGCAAUUUGAAUAAAUGUGGCAAGAAAAUGCCUCGUUACUGUGAUGUGAAUGGCGAUAAGAAGAUCUCAUUAUCCGAGUGGGUCAACUGUCUACAGUCCCAGCGAGUGGAGAUUACAACCACAGCGAAGCCGCCACAGUCAAAUGAAAUGGGCACGUCCCGGCUUCAGGGAUCAAAUCCGCUGGAGCAAUAUCUUAAAGAUUAGUUUAUAGUGGAAGAAAUGUUGCUUGUUUUGUGCUGCUACUCAUUAGAUGUCGUCGUGCCAUGUUGCGUGGAGAAAGGAGCUUUGAAUAUAUCCACCCACUCAUAUACACACACACUCACUCACCCACACAUACACACACUCACAUUCCUAGCAUAUAGAUUCUACGAUUUACAUGUAUAUGUAAUUAGUGUUGUAAAUAUUAUUCGAUAUAUAAAUGUUUAGGUUAAUUGUAAGAUUGUGCGCACUCAAUUCAAAUUCAUUUACAUUGGCGGGCAUGCUAACAUUCUGUAAACGCCAGUUAACAGAGCUCUGUUAACGCACAUGCGAGUCUCAACGCAGUUAUCGAUAACAGCAAAAAAGAAACGGAAAUCGAAUUUAAGAUCGUAGACUCCUUUAUUUGGCAGAAGUUAAUACUACUAAUUAUACGGACUAUGCUUGCAAAUUUAUAUACAGAGGAAACAUUAAGCUAAACGCACUAGGUUGUUUAUAAAGCCAUGUUCAUAGAACAGAGUUGAUCACACGUUACGUAGUUUUUGGUUUACUAUUGUUGCUGUUGCGCUUCAUCAACAAACUGGACAAAUUGCUGUAGGGCAACUCAAAUGCCAUUGAGUACACAAGCGACACCAGAUAGACAAUCAUCAUAAAGCCGCAAGCAACAACGCACUAAAAGUAUAAAUUAGCAUUAAGUAUAUAAAACAACAUUUAAAAGCAAUUACUUACCAUCAUAAAACCAUCAACAUGAGUGCUGGCAGUUGUAAGACUGAAGACAAGUGAGAUUACCAAUGGAUUCAGCAGAUAGAUGGCAUAUGUCAGCCGAUUGAAGUGCUGAAAGAUGGGAGCCUCCAGCAGGCGAGACCACCAAACACCGCUUCCCUUGGAGCUGCGCGAAAUCAUCCAGCAAAUACACA